AUGAAACCGAACUUGCUAGACCUCUUCAUUGGCCUCAAUGAAGCCCAGCUAACCGCUGUCACAGCUGAUCCUAGCCGUCCCAUUCAGAUCGUUGCAGGUCCCGGAACUGGGAAAACGAGAGUUCUGACCUCUCGGGUUGCAUUUUUGAUCUUGGAAAAGAAAAUCCCCCCUAGCAAGAUAAUUGUCACGACGUUCACCAAGAAAGCCGCCAAUGAAAUGGUAGAGCGGUUAACGGCAAUGCUUAGUCCGUUUGAAGUUCCGGUCUCAGAGCUGUUUAUCGGAACAUUCCAUAGCAUAUGCAUCCGAUUAUUAAGACGUUAUCAUGGAAAAUGUGGUUUGAGACCUGAUUUUGGCGUUGCUGAUGAGACAGAUACGAAGAGUGUUAUGAAACACACUUGUCCAGACUUGGGUGAGAAGGAAAGGGCCAAAGCCAGAGGGUAUAUUUCCAAGCUCAAAGCACAAGGAAUCACUCCAGAUGCUUACCGCGCAAUUCCACGUCAUUCUGCUGAAAUUGCCUCGGUUUACACGAUGUACGACUCUUACCUUGAGUCACAUGGUCUCCUAGAUUUUGACGAUAUUUUGCUAUAUGGUCUUCGACUAGCUAGAGAUAACGGCAAGUGCCUUGACUUUGUGCGACAUGUGCUGGUAGAUGAGUUCCAGGACACCAACAAGGUCCAGCUGGAUCUUCUGUUUGCGCUUGGUGAUAGGUCUACAAAGUUUCAACACAACGUCACUGUAGUUGGUGAUCCAGAUCAGAGCAUAUAUGGAUUUAGGAGUGCGGAUCCAGCCAGUUUCCGCAGUAUGGCAAAACGGUAUGAAAACUUGCAUCAGGUGAAUUUGAAUACCAAUUACAGGUCUACAGCCUCGAUUUUGAAUGUUUCAGAGGCGAUUAUGGGUCACCAGACUGCGAAAAGAACUUCCAAAUCGCUAAGGAGCAUUUGCAGUGUCAAAAUACCUGUUGUUCAUUCAAAGCACCGAACUAAUAAUGACGAGGCUCGUUGGAUAUCCGACCAAAUCUCUAUGCUCAAAGCAAUGCCACAUCUCUUCGAAUACUCAGAUGUCGCCAUACUCUUGCGAUCGCGGUUCUUGUCACGAGUUGUUGAGCAGGAGCUUAUGAAGAAGAAAAUCCCUUACCAUCUUGUGCAAGGCCAGGCCUUUUGGGAUUUGAAGGUUGUGAGAAGCAUGUUGGACUACUUGAGGGUUGUCUCGAGUGAUCUGGAUGUUUUGGCAUUCUCCAGAACAAUAAACUUUCCUGCUCGAAAAGUUGGUGCUGUUUCUUUGGAAAAGUUAUUAUCACAAUUCCAGAGCAGUGUUGGCUUUAACAAUGUGGGUGUUAGUGACAUGCUCAUAGGAGUUAUUGAAGGCACUGGCAUUAAACUUGGCUCCGGGGUUGUUUCGGGUCUGAAAGAAUAUCUCUCAUUAAUUCAACAAUGUCGAGAAGACAUUUCUGUUGCUGAAAAUCCAUUGGAUGGUGUUUUAGCCGCUUUUGAUAGAAUUGCUAGGACUACCGAUUUGGCUAAUUGUGUCAGAGAAGAGAAGUCCAAAAGGUCUAAACGAGAACUGAGAGAUGAUGAGUUGCCUGAAAAUGAUCUGGAAGAGCUAAGGAACCAGAUUCGUGAAUUUGAGCCUGCUGAAGAGAUUUUGGAAGAUUUAAAAACCGAAACUGAACAGUCUUUCUUGGACAGCUUUUUGGAGUCUAUUCAUUUCUACUCAGCCGAGAAAGAAGAAGCCCAAACAAAGGUGACAAUCUCAACUAUUCAUGCUGCCAAAGGACUGGAAUGGCCUAUUGUUUUUGUUCCUGGUUUAACCAUGGGCGUGUUCCCAAAUUACAAUGCCUUCAAGGCAGAUGAGGACGAGGAGUUCACGGUACCAAAAGGUGAUGAAAAUGCGAUUGACGAGGAGGUUCGGUGUUUUUAUGUUGCUGCAACUCGUAGUCAAAGACUUCUGAUGCUUUCUUCGUUUGAAAGGAGGGCUAUAGAUUCUGAAACGUCUCUGGAGGUUUCUCCUUUGCUGAAAGGCUUGGGGAAGAUGGAGCCAAAACUGGACACUCUUGACCUGGGUAUACGAAAACUGCUGUAUGAAGCAAUGACGAAGAAAUUUCAGUCGGUUAGUGAUGAAGAACGUCAACUGCUUGAGGCUAUCGGUGGUGCUGCAAUCGUGGGGUCUGGAAUCACUACGGCUCUGUAUGCUCCAAUGAACGCUCCAAGAGAAGUUAGUGGUCUAUCCGGGCGUUUCAAGAGAAAAUUCGAAGGGCAGGAAGGGCAACGCAAUCUCAAUAGACUGCCGCAUAUUAACAUGGAGAGGAGGGGCGCGAACUCGGAGGUUUCGAUCUCUUCAGCAACGGGUCAUUCCAACAGUCCUCUUCAACCCUUGGUCAACUCGCCCAAGUUUGCUCCACCGAGAGGUGUAACGUCUGGGACUGGAAAGAAGCGUUUAGGGAUGGGACGUCCCAGAAUGAUGUAG
Messenger RNA from Kuraishia capsulata CBS 1993, 2463 nucleotides. RefSeq lists its product as uncharacterized. Gene Ontology annotation, cellular component: nucleus. Gene Ontology annotation, molecular function: hydrolase activity; DNA binding; ATP binding. Gene Ontology annotation, biological process: recombinational repair. The record is from RefSeq and is a predicted model, not a curated record. Lineage: Eukaryota; Fungi; Ascomycota; Pichiomycetes; Pichiales; Pichiaceae. The coding region runs from base 1 to 2463 and encodes 820 amino acids. The transcript has a single exon.